GCGGAUUGAUCCCGAGGGCGUGUUCACUGCGUUUGCUCAGCACACAAACAGACAGACGCAAAGCGCACUCUGGAAAACUUUUCCCCGCAUUUCUCCCAAAUGGAACAGGUGGAAGCUCUCAGAUAAGUAUGGCUGGGCAGCGGGUUGACUCAACUCUCGACCUGAGCCACCUGACGGAGGAGGAGCAGUCCUCCAUCCUGCAGGUCCUACAGAGAGAUUUGGAGUUGCGUCAUCUCGAUGAAGGUCGAGUAAGGAACCUUGAGCAGACAGAAAAAAAUCUGUCUCGUCUGCGGCUCCUUUCUGGAGAAUGGUUCAGUGAGGAGUACAGUAAACGCCAUUGCAGAUGGACUUCAGGCUCUGACCUCAUUCGGGCCUCCAUACGCCACAGAAAGACAAAGAGCAGAGAUGUGAACUUGAAUAAGCUGUUCAUCGGAGAGAAGGAGGAAACGCCGGUGAACGGCAUCCUUCCUGAGGCAGAAGCACAACAGCAGGACAAAACAGAAGAGGAAAGUGGAAGAGGUGAGGAACAUCUGAAACCUGACUUACUGAGACCUGAAACACCAGCAGACAAUGUUUUGAAUCAUGCGAACAGUUCUCCAUACAAAGAGUGCGAAACAAGAAGUAAUGGCCACUCAGAAGAACCUGAGGAAGACUUCACUGUGGGUGUCAACGGGGACUCAGACUCUCUUAACGGCAGCCUGACAGAGCCAGAUCCAGCUUUUGUGAAAACCAGCAUCUCCAACGGUAGCCUUCAAUCAGGCUACACGCUCGGUGGAAGCAUGAUGAGUCUGUUCAGCUCGGGGGAUUUCGGAGCGGUGGAGGUGAGGGGCCGUAUCCAGUACUCACUGGUUUACGACAAUCACAGGGAGGAGCUCCAGGUGAAAGUGUAUCGCUGUGAGGACAUUGCUUCAGCACGCAAGAACCGCUCCGACCCAUAUGUAAAGAGCUAUCUUUUGCCAGACAAGUCACAUCACAGCAAGAAGAAAACGUCGGUCAAGAAGAAAACAUUAAACCCAGUCUAUGAUCAGACACUCAGAUAUAAAGUUCGCAUCGGGGAGCUGCGCAGUCGAACUCUGAACCUCUCUGUGUGGCACGCUGAACCUCUGGGAAGAAAUGUGUUUCUAGGGGAGGUGGAGGUGGCCCUGGGGCUCUGGGACUGGACCUGCACUGAACCCCUGUGGCAAGAUCUGCAGCCCAGGGUUCACCUGAGUCCAGAGUCUAUCAGCAUUAGAGGGAACAUCAUGUUGUCUAUUAAAUUUUCUCCUGAGGGAUCUGAGGGUGGCGGUUUGCCUUUGACAGGAGAGGUUCACAUCUGGCUCAGAGAAGCUCAAGGUCUCCUGUCUAAGAAAGGAGGCGCUAUUGACUCCUUUGUGAAAAGCUACAUCCUUCCAGAUGUCAGUCGACAGAGCGGUCAGAAGACGCGGGUGGUGAAGCACUCCGUCAGUCCGACAUACAACCACACCAUGGUCUAUGACGGCUUUCAGAGCAGCGACUUGAGGGAGGCCUGUGCUGAGCUCACUGUCUGGCACAGAGACGGACUGAAGACGGACAAUCUGGGAGGGGUUCGUCUGAGCUGUGGAACUGGUCAGAGCUACGGCGAAGUCGUUAGCUGGAUGGACUCCACAGAAGACGAAGUCACCGUGUGGACCUCCAUGAUCGAAAACCCAAACCGCUGGAUCGACAUGACACUGCCGAUCAGAACUAACCUGACACAGCGGCCUGUGUGACCAUAGCAUCUUGCACUCAAACGCUCAUUCAUGUUCCAUCUGUUGGACUGAUGGGAGAAACCCCUUGUUAUUGGCACAUGUAACCUCUCUGUUAUGAUGUACACAGACACUCACACAGAAAAUGAAGUCAGUAGUUGUGCAAUAUUCUUAAAGUAUAGGAAUAAGUCAGGUGUCUGCAGAUGUCUGCAUUUUAAAAUUUACUUUAUUCACUCUGUGAAAAACCCCCCAUUUAUAAUCAAUUGCAGUUUAUUCAUUUAAUAUUAAAUGUAAUCUAUAAAUUAAUGAUUGUUCUUGUUGACACUUAUAGCCGGAAGCAUAAAAAUAAAAACAUAGUUUUUACUGGAUAACAGCAGACACCCAAUGUUAAUAUUAUUUUCCUGUUUGUAUUAGGGCUGUUACAUUCUUUUCAAUCAUCUUUGACUCUGUUAGUAAAAAUAAGUUUUAUAUUAUUUUAUUAAUGACUCAUUUGUAAAUACAUUUGAAUGAUUCUCAUCGCCAUCUUGUGUUUGAACCUCACAACUACACUCUUUGUAACGAAAUUAUUUAAAUGACUACAUGGUUAAUAGCCUAACCAGAAGAUAAGGUCCUGUAAUGUUACACUUUUACAAAAGAAGGUGUUUAAAUGUCAACCCUAAUUUCUCUAUUCUUUCCUUAUCAAAGAGACAGUUGAUGACAGAAUCGCAGUCUGAACCUAUACAGGUGUCGUCCAGCAGAUGGCAAUGACAGGUUUUUUUUGCUGUCAUCUGAGAAGAUAUGAGAAUAAAAAAAUAGCUUUAAAAGGACUACUCUGUAAAAGUAGAUGGGUUUUUAACUGGGUGCAAUAAAUCUCAUGUCAGGUUUUAAAACAGAACCAUGUCUCACAUUUACAGGGUUUGGUUUUGUGACAAAAUAUGCUAACAUAUUUUGUUACAAAAUCAGUUUAGUUUUAAUCCUAUUUUGCUGCAUUAAAAUAUGGUAAUCCACCAGAAAAGCAUAUUUUUUAGAAAAGUAUUGGUAUUAGUUUAUUUGAACUAGUUUACCCUCAUCUUUAAUCUUAAAGCCAUUAAACACAUCCUGAUCUUUUUA
Xiphophorus hellerii (green swordtail) is the source of this 2792-nucleotide messenger RNA. RefSeq names its product synaptotagmin-like 1 (gene sytl1). Gene Ontology annotation, cellular component: exocytic vesicle; plasma membrane. Bases 129 to 1727 code for a protein of 532 amino acids. Gene Ontology annotation, biological process: intracellular protein transport; exocytosis. The transcript is spliced from 15 exons. The record is from RefSeq and is a predicted model, not a curated record. NCBI's taxonomy places the organism in Eukaryota, Metazoa, Chordata, Actinopteri, Cyprinodontiformes, Poeciliidae. Gene Ontology annotation, molecular function: neurexin family protein binding; small GTPase binding.